AUGAUGGGUAUCGGGGAUUACAUCUGUAUAACGGUGCAUGGUGGCGCGCCCUGGGGCUUUCAGAUCCGAGAGAGAGACGAAUCUCACCAUCCCCUUCAGGUUUUUCAGAUUGAGGAAGCCUCUCCUGCUUCCCUGGCUGGACUCUGUGAAGAUGAUGAAAUAAUCUCAAUAAAUGGAGAGUCUUGUGCCAAUCUCACCCUUCCAGAGGCAAUCUCUCUCAUCGAGGCUUCCACUGACAGCUUACAGUUGCUUGUCAAAAGCUGUUGUAAACAGCCCAUAGGGGAGGUGUUUAAAAGCACCGCACAUGUAAUCCCAUCCCCAUACAAGUCCCAGGCACCCAGGGAGCUGUACAUCUCCGAGUCCCAGGAUGAGGCAUACUAUGGGGAGACAGACAGUGAUGCCGAGUGCCCUGGUGGCUCCCGUUCGGUCCAGACUCAGUUUUGCAUACCUGCACCAAGGCAUCAGGCUGGAACGGACAGCCAGGGCUCUAGGGUUGGAGGCAACCAGUUAGAACUCACUCCAGGAUCUGUGGUAGAACUACAGCUGUCUCUCUCCAAACAGAGCCUGGAGGAACCUAGCUGUACAUCGCUAGGCAGCGCCCGUGGAGUAGAGGGAUAUGUCCAUCACAAAGAGACCGUUGAGGCUAUCAGUUCAACCGUCACUACUAGCUGCUCUCUAUACAUCCCCCGGCAAGAAAGAGAGCCUUUGGGCCAACGGGCUGUGUUAGUUCGCUCCCCCUCUUCUAUGCUGGGUCAGGUGGAGGUGACCCUGCAGCACCCAUCGGGGAGGGGCUCUGAGAAGGAAGGGGCGGAUACCUCCGUGCCAGAGUCCAAUAUCAGUGGACAACUUGAUGAUGGAGGGCAAGAAGAAGGAGGGUGCGACGAGGGAGCCCCCGCCUCCUCCAUCUCCACCGUCUGCUUUGAAAUUCCUUCAGAUGAGUGGGAGUCUGAGUCUGACAGGGAGAACAACAAACCAAACAGGCACCGGGCAAGGCACGCCAGGCUCAGGCGGAGUGAGAGCCUGUCUGAGAAACAGGUGAAGGAGGCGAAGUCUAAAUGCAAGCGCAUUGCUCUUCUUCUGACUGCCUCUGUUCCCAACCCCAAUAACAAGGGGUUGUUGAUGUUUAAGAGGCAUAGGCAAAGGGCCAAGAAAUAUACUUUAGUGAGCUACGGAACUGGUGAAGACGAGCCAGAAUACGAGGACGAAGAGGGCGAAGAAAAAACACACUCUGUCAACUUCACCCUUCUAACACCCAGUGAGUCAGAUUUUGAUGACAGUUUCUUCACCAAUGCCCAAAGUCAACGAAGUGUUGUGACCUUUGACUUUGACGCUGGACUACUUGAGAUAGAGCGUAAGCUCGAAAACCAGGAGGAGAUGGAAAAGCUACCUGAAACCAAGGGUAAAGGAGCCCUGAUGUUUGCUCAGCGCAGGCAGCGCAUUGAUGAGAUUACGGCAGAACAUGAGGAGAUGAGGCGUCAGGGCCUCCCUGUUGAAGGGGUGCAUGAGGCUGAGCAGCAGGUGGCUUACCAGCAGAUUGAGGAACACUCUUAUAAGCAGUCCUCAGAGGGUCAGAACUACAUGGACGUGAGUGCGCACCACCAACAGCAACCGCAAUAUCAGCAAUAUCAAGAACCAUACUACCACCAGCAGCAACAACAACACCAUCAGGAAUACCAGCAGAACAUACAAUAUCAGCAACAACAACAACAGUAUCAGCAACAUCAAGAAUAUCACCAACAGCAACAAUAUCAACAACAUCAGCAAUACCAGCAACAGCAGCAGAUGCAACAGUAUUCUUCUCAUAAUAUGAAUGGUAUUUCCCACCAUCAAGCCAUUGACAUGCAGUCAUCCAUCACUAAUAGGAGUGCCAAGCCUUUCUCUGUCCAGAACAGGGUGCCUGCUCCUUUUUCCCCCACUCUAAGUGGCGCGAAUCAAGAGCAAUCUAGCUAUUCUCCGGUGGGACAGGGAGAACAGAUUGCCUCCCGAGAUGAACGUAUAUCUGUGCCUGCAAUCAAGACUGGGAUCUUACAGGAUGCUAGGAAGAGACACACAGCAAAGCCUAUGUUUACUUUCAAAGAGCCUCCCAAGGUUUCACCAAAUCCUGUGCUUUUGAACCUCCUCAACAGAAGUGAGAGGAAAUUGGGUUUUGAGUCAGGCCCAGAGGAAGACUACCUAAGUUUGGGUGCAGAGGCCUGCAACUUCUUACAGUCCCCAAAUGUAAAGCACAAAAUUCCUCCACCUGUUGCCCCAAAGCCUCAUAUAAACCCUGCAUCACCACCAUGGUCACAGGCAGAAAUUGCAAACCAAGAGUUUCCUCAGCCUACUGAAAAUAAUGGUGAGGCUCCAGCUCCUGAGUUUACUGCUGCUCCUGAAAUGGAAGCCUCUCCAGCAGCAGCCCAUGAACCGUCUCCUCCAUCUGCUCCUGAACCCCAAGAGGAUCCUCUCAAGCCACCCACACCAGAGCAGCCUGAAACAGUCCAUGCCUGGAGCCCACCAGAGCCUCAAAUGCAACCAGCCCAGCAACCUGAGGCUUGGAAUGACAAUCAGCCCCAACAACAAAUAAGUGCCCCUGUUUCUUUGCCGCCAGCACAAGUUCAGGCACACCAAGAGGCCCCUGUCAGUACCUGGAGUCCAAAUCAACCUCAAGUACAUCAGCAGCCGCCAGUUAGUGUCUGGGGCCCUACUGAGGGGCAUCCACAAACCUCUACUCAGACUCAGUCACACUCCCAGCCACCUUGGAUAACACAAGCUCAGACCUCCCAAGAGGUGCAAUCUCAGGCAACCAUUCAAACACAGUCACAGCCACAGCCCCCUUGGGUGACACAAACUCAAGCUCAACUCCAGCAUCAACACCAAUCUCAGACCCCUACAAAUGCUUGGGCACCAGCUCAAUGUCAGUCAACCCUUCAACCCUCAUGGGUCCAACCUCAAGAACAAGCACAGCCACCCAUCAGUGCUUGGGCUCCAGCACAAAAUCAAACGCAGCCACCUUGGGUUCAACAGCCACAACAUGAAUCCCAGCCUUUGCCACCUUGGGCGACCCCACCUCAGCAUCAGCCACAGCCCUCGUGGCCUCAAGCACAGAGUCAGCCACAGCCUCAGCCACCUUGGGUAUCUCAGGCCCAACCACAACCACCAGCACAGCCACCUGUAAAUACAUGGCCCCAGCCUCAGAGCCCUGUUCAAGCACAACCUCCUUGGGUUCAACAAGCUCAGCCAGCCCCUCAGGCUCCAACACACAUGCAGUCUAACAUGAAUUCUUGGGGUCCAGUGCCUGCUCAGUCACAACCACAGCCACCAUGGGCUCAACAGCAACAGCAGCCUCCUCAAGAACAUAGCCAGCAAAAGAUGAACACUUGGGCCCCAGAGCAGGAUCAGGUACAGACUGCUUGGGCUCAACCACAGCCGUCAACUCAGACUCAAUCACAGCCUCCAUGGGCCCAUCAGCCUCAACAACAAGCCCCACCGCAGCCACCUGUGAGCCAGUGGGCACCACCACAAUCUCAGCCUGAUCAACAACCACCUAUAGGUUCAUGGACCCCACAAGCUCAGCAACCUCCCAUGAGCACCAUGGCCCCCAGUGAAACUCCCAAAACACCUCCCCAGUCCAUUAAGCCGUGGAAUCAGUCUCCGGCCCCUGCUCGGCCUCCAGCUCAGCGGAUGAAUUCUUACACGCCAGGGACGAAGAUACCAUCUCCCACUCCAAUGGGCAGCAGCUUUUCUUCUCCUGGAGCGGGUUCAUCUUUUGAGAUGCCAGCCUUACGAGGGAAAGGGGCAGAACUGUUUGCAAAGAGGCAGUCCAGAAUGGAGAAGUUUGUGGUGGAUUCUGCCACAGUACAGGCAAAUAAGGCAAGACCCACAUCACCCACUCCCUCCUUGCCAAACUCAUGGAAGUAUUCACCCAAUUGUCGUGCUCCCCCACCUUUAGCGUAUAACCCCCUUCAGUCACCCUCUUACCCACCUGGCGCUAUCAAGCAACCUCCCUCCUCUAGUCCUUCAGCAAAAGCUAAAAAUAAAUCCAAAGAGAAGGAGAAACCACCUCCCAAACCCCUUCAUGUUUUGGAUGUCAUGAGGCAUCAACCUUACCAGCUAAAUUCUUCUCUAUUCACCUAUGGCCCAGCUGCUGAAAAGCUUGCUGCAGAAAAGGAGGCAGCAGAAAAGCUAGCAGCAGAAAAGCGUGCUGCUGAAGAAGCAGCCCAGGCCCAAGCUCAAGCUCAGGCCCAUGCAGCAGCUAUGGCUAACCAAAACCAGCAUGUUAUGUAUGAUCAAAGUCCUGUCCAGCCUUCCGGACAAAUUAAUGUUCCCUAUGGUUUUAUACCUCAACAGCCCCACCAGCCACAGCAACAGUAUGGGAUGGCAGUUAAUUCACCUUCUUUGCAUGAUGGUUCCUAUCACCAAGCCCCUAUUAAUGCCUACCAGCAACCUCCUAACACUUAUCCACCUGCACUUCAUCAGCAAGGUCCCUAUCAGCAAGCAUACAAUCCUUCUUACCAGCAAGUCCCUGCAAAUCCUUACGAGCAGCCCCCUAGCCCGCCUUACCAACAGGCUCCUCAACCCCCUUAUCAACCAGGCCCUAACCCUCCAUACCCACCAGCUCCUUUGCCAUCCUACCAACCAUCUCCCAGUUCUUAUGUGGUGCCCAGUUUCCCAGUAGGCACUAAGGCUGAGUCUAGCUCAGGGGCAACCAUUGUUGCUGCUCCAAAGCCCAAGUUCUCAGCUAAAAAGAGUAACGCCCAGGUGUGGAAGCCAAGCACUGCUGAAAUUGACGAGUAUGCAAGGAGUUCAUCUCUAUCCCCUUCAGCCAGGUUGUCACCGGUAGGCCUCAGUUCCCGAGCUGCAUCAGCCUCCCCAAUUACCCGACCUAUACCCCAAGCCAAACCCCUGCAGGCUGAAAGACAGGUUUUCCGACUGGACAAGAGUCAUAAGCCCCCAACGCCAUGGGAGGCUGCCGCCCGCCACCCUUUGGGCCUUGUAGACGAAGCCUUUGCCUUUCAGAGCCUUCCUCAAUCUAUUGCUUCAAGCGUGCACUCUGCUGCCCAACGGAAGCUCCUACCUGAGCCGCCCGCAGAGUGGAAGGCCAAGGUGGCUUAUGAGCCUCCCCCAAAGAGUCAGGGCUUCGUUCCAAACCGCUCACCCCAGUCUUUCUGCUCCCCCACCAAAAGUACAGCUUCUGCUCCAGCCACUCCCAUGCCAUAUGGAUCACCAGUAAGACAGCCCCAGCCUCAGAGGUCCAUGACGGAGGUCAACCUUGGGUCCUCUUCUUGGACCCACCAGGAGACCAAGAGACCCCCAGGACAGCCAGGCUACAGGUCAGCAUACAAAACCUACUGGAGACAGUAA
Molecule: messenger RNA, 5340 nt
Organism: Chanos chanos (milkfish)
Lineage: Eukaryota; Metazoa; Chordata; Actinopteri; Gonorynchiformes; Chanidae
Gene: synpo2a
Product: synaptopodin 2a
Exons: 6
Coding region: 1-5340 (1779 amino acids)
Biological process (GO): positive regulation of actin filament bundle assembly
Cellular component (GO): nucleus; actin cytoskeleton; Z disc
Molecular function (GO): actin binding
Source: RefSeq, a predicted model, not a curated record